This is a messenger RNA of Paraphaeosphaeria sporulosa, 1465 nucleotides long. RefSeq lists its product as uncharacterized. Bases 201 to 1169 code for a protein of 322 amino acids. NCBI's taxonomy places the organism in Eukaryota, Fungi, Ascomycota, Dothideomycetes, Pleosporales, Didymosphaeriaceae. The transcript has 4 exons. The record is from RefSeq and is a predicted model, not a curated record.
UACCCUUAAGGCCAUCUCCUCGUGCUGUUGCUUAUAAAUCCUAAUCGAAAGGUAUUCCGCAUGUUCACCGGGUGGCCGGUCGCUCCGCUUACGCUGAAGUAGGCUGGUGCCGCUAGGACGAAGGUGGGUUAGUGCGCACGUGCCACCGCGUCAACAUCUUCACUCACGCUCUCUAACAUCACGACCAUUGGUCCAUUGAGAUGCAUGCACGUUUCCAGCCAUUCGCGCAAGCUUUCAAAGCACCGCGUCAAUGGACUCAGUACAGCCAGGCGCGCCAACAGCCGCGGCUAGCUGCGUCCAUCUGCCAGAGCUGCCACCGUAACUUUUCUCUAAGAUCCCCCUUGUCGGCGCUACGCAAGAUCACGCAGGCCUCCCGGCGCAGAGUAUCUACAGCCGCACAGAAUGUAAAGGACAAAAAAUACGCUGAACAGAUUGUCGUCUACGAAGCGGGCUCCAACCGCACGGCCUUCAUUGGCACUUGGAAGGCGAUAGCAUUGUUCCAAUUCGGCGUAUGUACUGUGUGGCUCGCGCCUCAUCUGUACUUGAACCAGAACCAGCCCGAUAAGAGCGUUCGUGUAUUCCAAACAGUCGGAGUCAUGGCUCUUGCGACGAUUCCCUCUAUAAUUCUCUCCUUCAUCACCGCUCCAUUCGUAACCUCCAUCAAGCUCUGGCCCAUCCCUCCUCACGCGCGGCACUCCCUGACCGCCCUUCGCUCUUUCGCUGCCAACCUCCCGGCCACCACAAAACUCACAUUCCAAACCCUCCGCAUCUUCCCAAUGCCCAAGCACACCACCAUCUAUGCGCACGAGCUGCGCGCCCUGCCACCACGCAAAUUCCGUUUCGCCAACAUCGAGCUGCCCAAGAGCGCGGCGUGGGCGCAGCGCCAGCGUGAGAAGUCUCUGUUCAAGCGAGCGUGGGAAUUUGUCGAGGAGCGACGGUUCAAGUUUUAUGUGAAGGAGGGUGUCGCGUACACGAUGAAGACGGGGGUGCCGGGGGUGUGGGAGGAGGUUGCGAGGGGGAUUAAGGCGAGGACGGAGACGAAAGGAGACAGGAAAGAGGGAGGGGGAGACAGAACGAGGAGGAUUGCGAGCAAGAAGGCUGUUCCUGCGAAAAAGGAUGUGGGGGUGCAGAUGCCUGCGAUUAGGAGGCAGACGUCGCGACGUGUGUGAGAGGAAUGUAUGAUCAGGGUGUACGGAACGUGUAAGAUAAGCUGUUCUGCUACGAACGAGGUUCGGACAGUGUAUUCAAAAUCCGUGAGUGAGAUCUGCUUAUCAGCCCUGAAUGGCUGUGUAGGCCCAGGCGUCGGCUGUGCGGGGAUCGACUCGGAUCUUUCUUGGCCUGGGAGCAUGGUGCUUGUCGAGGGCACAGACGCAAAGACCACCCUUAUGGCAGUCCUCCGAGUAAGGUUGGCCUUCAUGGUCUCAGACACAUAGUGAGAUUCUAGAAGUAUGGUUUAUUCCCCCCC